AUGCAAGAUUGUGCUGAGAUAAACCGUGAUCCAGAGAUCUGUGCGCAGGCACACCGCCCUGCAGAAGAGCUCACCCCGUCGAGGACAAAAGGUGCGUCAGUGAAUGCUGAGCCUCUCUUCAACGCUUUCCUGCGCUCUCAAAGACACAGAAAGCCCGAGAUGGCGAUUACUCCUGCCCUUGGCCGUGUUGCUUCCUUAUUUCCUCAUAUCGAGAAGGAUUGGUGGAAGAAAGCUUACAAUGAAUUGUAUCUAUACACAGACGGCGACUGUGUCGAGGUUCCCGUAAUCACUGAGGCCGAAUGCACCAAGCUGCUUGAAAUCCCUAGCGUGCAACAGCUGUUACAGACCAAAGGGUCUCCGGUCGAAGUACUGGAUCUAUGCUGUGGUCAAGGACGACAUAGUAUCCACCUUGCCAAACGCUUCCCGGACUUGAAAGUUCUUGGAGUCGACCAAAGCACAUACCUUCUAGGCCUUGCAAAGCAUCGAGCCCUGGCAGAAAAUGCACAAAACAAUACCAAUUUUCGAGAAGGGGAUCUUCGUCAAAUACCUACAGCGAACGGCGGCAUAUUUGUCAUUGACUGUGUGGAUGGAUCAUGGAUUCGGUCAAACUUCAGCAAAAGUGGAUGGGAAUGGCUUGAGGGAGAAAAAAAGCUUCUUGCCUGUCGGGAACGUGAGCUCUCCCCAGAUCAGACUCAGCUCGCCAGCCGGGAGAUUGUGAUUGACCUCGAUGGUCCUUCCAUCCAGCAAGACCUUUUCUAUUCCGUAAGGCUUUACGAUCUCGAGGAAAUGGAAGGCCUUCUUCAAAAUUCCGGACUACGAGUUCGAACGGAGGAUGGAAUGCAGCUCAUUACUCCGCAGCGAGACGGUACAGUGGACAUGGGCAUGAUGGAGCGCAGACAGUUUGUUGUUGCACAGAAGUCCAUUGAUGAUCCGCCCCCAAAGACCAUCGACCAUGAUGCCAGAGUUUACGUGCAUCCAAGUCUGGAGCUAGGGGUAGAUGAACACAAAGGAAAAUUAAUCAAGGUUUCUUCCUUUGUGCCAGCCGGUACCAAGAUUCUUGCGGACACACCAUAUGGCGUGGUCCCAUCUUUAGAUCCAUCACAGCCCGAUUCCACACUUUGCAGCAACCUCGGAUGUAAUCGGCUGUUGUCCAGUGGCACGGAAAGUGUACGCUGCAGCGAGAAGUGCAUUCGGGAUGUCGCUUGGUGUAACGAUCAUUGUCGAGUUGCAGACCAAGAUCGACAUGGGUUCGAAUGCGAUUGGUUGAAAAGCCAGGGAGAGAAAAUCCGGGAAAAAGAAGGCCAAUAUGACUUUGCCAUGCUUUGGCUAGUCGUGCGCCUGGUCGCUGGAAAACAUCUGCAGAUGCAGAAUCCACACAAUGCACCAAAGCCUUAUGCCUGGGAAGUUUGGUUCAAGAGGGGGUGGGAGUCCAUCGAGUCUCUCACCGGAAAUCUGGGCAAGUGGCCGGAGACGAAGAUGCAGCACUGGAAAAGGCAGGUGGAAGAGUAUUUGAGCCAUAUCAACCGGUUAACUGCCAGUGUCGAUGAGCUUGUUGGUCUCAUCUGCAGGGAAGAAUCCAACUCAUUUGGAUUAUACCCAAGGAAAACUGGAUCACUUGAAAAUCGAGGGACCGAUUAUGGGAUGGGUGUGUAUCCGAGAGCCUCACUGGUCAAUCACUCUUGCGAUCCAAACCUCUACUGGGGACCAGAUAGCCAAGGUAACUUGGUUCUGACUACUUCCCGAGAUCUGACCGCAGGAGAGGAGUGUUUUAUCUGUUACCUUGAUAUAAGUGAGUAUGGUGAUCCCACUAAGCGAGAAAGGGUUCUGCGAGAAGGCUUUCACUUUUCUUGUGCAUGCGAGAUAUGUGUUUUGGAGCAGGCAAAUGCACUAUGA
Molecule: messenger RNA, 1893 nt
Organism: Penicillium brevicompactum
Lineage: Eukaryota; Fungi; Ascomycota; Eurotiomycetes; Eurotiales; Aspergillaceae
Exons: 3
Coding region: 1-1893 (630 amino acids)
Molecular function (GO): protein binding
Source: RefSeq, a predicted model, not a curated record